Messenger RNA from Somion occarium, 2069 nucleotides. Lineage: Eukaryota; Fungi; Basidiomycota; Agaricomycetes; Polyporales; Cerrenaceae. The record is from the annotation of a GenBank genome assembly.
CGACUGUUGAGAAAGAUUGGUGCCACUGCAACGUAGCCUGGCUGAGAAACAGCCGACAGGCAUUACGACAUUGUAUAUGCCAUAGUAUUAGCUGCUAUGGGUGCUUUCUCACCAACCCAAUUUUCAGAAAGUUCAUCUGCGAACUUCGAAGCUGCAGAUCUAGAUCUCAUUAGCGGAGCAGGCGGUCCGUGUCCGCCCACAGAGCAGGAUCGCAUUCAAAUCGCAUUUCAUUCUUAGUUUCUACGGUCAUACUCGCAACCUAUUCUCAAGCUUGAUAUCUCCUAUGUCCUUGGCAAUACACUCCAUCCGAAGCACAGAGGCUUGAGACCUAAGGCACCGAUCCUGUGAGUGCAGCAAGCACAUGGUUAGGUAGUACUCAAGUCUACGAUCUGUCAUUUUUGAGUCGCACUCCUCCAACAGUGAUAUCAUGAUAUUUGUCAUGUAGGAAUUCAAAUAUACAAAAUACUUCGAGAUUCAAUCAUCAAGAAGUAUACGGCUAUGCGCUCUCGGGUCUUCGAAACCCCUUCAUUUCCAUCUUCUGCCCGAGUCCGUUGAUACCGUCCUCUAUCCACACUGCAUGGAGUUCACAACAUUCACCGUUUCAGUCAUUUUUUGGAUAGAGGACGACGCAGGAUUUCUUCGUGAUCAUCAGGCGACCUUACACUGAGUCAAGGACAAACUUGCGGCGUAGAUAAUCGCUAGUGACGUGGUCCUAUGACGACCACGGCUUUGUUGGUUGAUCUAUCUGUCUAUCGAAUGCAAAGGUGCUGUAUGUUCAAAUACGCUAUCACACGAACAGAUGCCAUCUUGAAUCUAGAAUCUUUGCUAUAAGGCACUGCCGACGCAGCUAUAUCCUAUGAACCCCCAUUUCAUGGUUCGCUAAUCUUGAACCAACCCCCCCCCCCGGCUCUGUUUUGCUCCACCAUCGAAUACAUGACUUUAUCUCUGCCGUCCGCGUUUUUGAUCGGGACGAUAUUGGAAGCUUUCGCAUAUGGUGUCUACUUGGCGAUGCUCCCUCGAGGAUUCGCGAUAUUGCGGAAGAGAGGACUCAAGGGAGCAAUCAGGAAAUAUCUUCACUUCACAUUGUUUGCGACUCUGGUAUCACUCACUGUACAUUUUUGCAUAGCUGUCACUCGUAUCAUGCGGGCAUUCACUUCCAACGCUGAAGAACCUAAAUUUGCUGAACAUUACCUUGGGGUCUUCAACACGCCCUCGGCUGUGAUCCUUUCUGUAUGUAAUGGGAUUGUCCUUAUCAUUGUGAACGGAUUGAUUGUCUUGCGUACAUAUGUCAUCUGGAAUCAUGAUCGCCGAAUUCUUGCCCUCUCAGUGACAUUUUUCAUGGUGAAUUCUGCUACAGUGGUGUGGUUGGUCGUGGCGCUUGCAUCAAAUCCACUUCAAUGGCGGAGCCCUCUUCUGUCUCCGGUAUGGAUGAUGGCAACCGCAUUCGCUUCAUCAUUGGUAUUGAACAUUAUUUGCACCGCACUCAUUGCCUACAAGAUUAGAAAAGCUCAGCAUGUCAGUGAUAGGCUUGUGUCGAUCAUAGAUAACAGGAUGAAGCGCGUUUCUUUCAUUCUUGUCCAAUCUGCUGCAGUUCAUACUCUCGUGAAUUCUGCAAUGUUGGUUUUCACGCUGACGGCACGUACUGCCCUGUAUGUCAUAAUCUAUCUGACUCCUCCUCUCAUGGGUAUUAGUUUUCUGUAUGUCAUCAUCAGCACUUCAAACAUCGUUCCAGAGUCUGCGGUGCGGGAACCCUCCGAGCGAAGAGGACCCAAUCAGAUCAUAACGGGCGACCAUGGUCUGCCCAACGGCGAUGAUGAUAUUGUCGGAGUUGACAGUACCGCCAUUUCCCCGGCUAUCACUGUACAAAUUCAUCUGGAGCAGACCAUUCGUGUAGAUGAUGACUGGCCUGUUGCCAGUGUGGAAUCUGACAAGUGAAGACAGUAGUACAAGUUGUAUGUGACGAAUCCGGCAGCCUUCCUGUACUGAUGCUUGAUGUUCAAACGCAUGACCUUUCUACAUGAAAUGCUGCUCUCGUUUGGUCUAGGCUGGAUGAUCUCCAACCUUUGAAG